Molecule: messenger RNA, 1903 nt
Organism: Heteronotia binoei (common prickly gecko)
Lineage: Eukaryota; Metazoa; Chordata; Lepidosauria; Squamata; Gekkonidae
Product: gastrula zinc finger protein XlCGF26.1-like
Exons: 3
Coding region: 93-1688 (531 amino acids)
Source: RefSeq, a predicted model, not a curated record
CAGGGAACGGUGACCUUUGACCACCGGCCUGAUUCUCUGGGGAAGUUUGGGGACAGCUGCUGGAUGGGCAAAGGAAGUAGUUCCAGGAGGUGAUGACAGAGGACUUGGGGGCGCUCUUCUCUGUGGAAUAUCCAAGCCCCAAACUGGACAUCGUUGUGAAGGUGGAGGACAAGGAAGGGCUGUGGGUCACUUCCCUGCCAGACUCUCUAGGGCAGGAGAGCCAGAAGACGCCCCAGCCAGGGAGCCCGGCCUGGAGCAAGUCUGGGGAGCAGUGCCAAGAGGAAAGUUCUGGAAGCUUGCCCUUGCCAAGUGAGCGAGAGAGACGAUCGGGAGAGAUGGCCCUUGCAGCUCCUGAACACCACGCAGCCCAGGGAAAGCAGCCGGUGGCCAAUCGGAACUGGAAGGGACCCCCAUAUCCGUGCUCAGGGUGCGAGCAGACCUUCCAGGACAAAAAAGACCUCAAGAAACACCAGAAAGUCAUCCAUAUUGGGGAGAAGCCCCAUGGAUGCACCCAGUGUGGGAAAACGUUCCAGUUCCGGAGUAACCUGAUAGUCCACCAGAGGCUCCACACCGGAGAGAAGCCUUAUUCCUGCCAGGAAUGCGGGAAGACCUUCCGGUGCAGGAAUAAACUCACCAUCCACCAGAGAAUCCACACAGGCGAGAAGCCCUACCCGUGCCUGGUGUGUGGCAAGACUUUCCGGGGGCGGCACCCGCUGACGAUCCAUGAGAGGAUCCACAGAGGAGAGAAGCCCUAUUCCUGCCCAGAGUGUGGGAAAUCUUUCAGGGAUACCAAAGGCCUGAGACUUCACCAGAGAAUCCACACAGGAGAGAAGCCAUACCCUUGCCCUGAGUGUGGGAAAAGCUUCAGGUACAGGAACAAAUUCAAAACCCACCAGAGAAUCCACACUGGAGAGAAGCCCUAUCUCUGCCUGGAAUGUGGAAAUUCCUUCCGCGACAAGAACCAGCUCAUAAUCCAUGAAAGGCUGCACACUGGGGGAAAGCCCUUCCCCUGUAACAUCUGUGGGAAAGGGUUUAGAGAAAAGAGAACUCUGAAAUACCAUGAGAGAAUCCACGUGGGAGAGAAGCCCUUUACUUGCCAAGAGUGCGGAAAGGCUUUCAAGUUCAAGAACAAACUGACAGCCCACCAGAGAAUCCACACCGGAGACAAACCUUACCCCUGCCAAGACUGUGGGAAAUCCUUCCGGGACAAGCGCGAUCUCCGAGUCCACCAGAGAAUCCACACAGGCGAGAAGCCCUUUUCCUGCAAAGCGUGUGACAGCUCCUUUCGGUACCGGAACCAGCUGAUAGCCCAUGAGAAAACCCACAUGGCAGAGAAGGACGACACGGAGAUUCUGAGAAUUACCAUCCUGGAGAAUCAUGGCGAGCAGAUCCAUGGGGAAUCCACCCAGAAAAGAUCCCUCAGCCCUGUGGGGGAUGUUGAAGAAUCAGUGCAGAUGGUAACAGUUUCAGAGAAUCACAACAAAGUUGCUGUUGGAGAAUCUAAACAGGAGACAAACUUCCCACCUAAUGUGGGGACAGAGGCAGAAGAGAUCCCAGACGAUUACGGAGACCAAGGAAUCAAGGAACCGAAGCCGGAAAUAAAGAGCAUCAUCGCUGUGACUGUGGGGGGAUCUCUGUGGGAGGGAGCCCCAAUCUUUGUCAAGAGUGAGGAGAACACUUCAGACUAGUCAGAGAGGCCAGUAGAUAAUCCAGGGUUCAGAGUCCCCCCAUCAGGAGUCUCCAGGGUGGUGCCCGGGGGAGCAAGUGGUUUUAGAAAGUGGGCAGGGCCAGCUCAGGUUUGUCGUCAUUAAGGCUCCUGAUUGGCCACUAGAGAUCUGAUGGGCUGUGCCAAUUUUUUCAAAUGUUGCUUUGGCAAUAGUUGCCAUCACAACAUAAAGAUCUU